AUGUUAAGGAGUUGCUCGUGGCCCUGUAGAUUCAGGUCAAUUGGCGGGAGAAACAAAACGGUUGGCCCCGCAUCACUGCGGAGGAUUGUCGGUAGUCCUGCGUACUACAGGUGCUGUGUUAGUAAAGGAAGUUCUGCUAAGACACUUUUAAGUGCAUUCCAAACAAGUCCAGUUGCAACGCUGAAGUCAUUCAAACUUCCAACCUUCCACCAGCCUCUUUAUCGUCUCGGGACCUGUUUCAGUCGUCUUAAACCUAACCAGCAAGCUGACCUUGUGUGGUUGGCAGUGUUCCCUAGAAAAUUCAUUGGGGGAGAUGCUAAACUUUCAUUCAGUCACCGGUUCGACUACGACCUGAAGAUGUUUCUGCGAGGUCUUGUAGAUACACAAUGCUCC
This is a messenger RNA of Pocillopora meandrina, 393 nucleotides long. The record is from the annotation of a GenBank genome assembly. Lineage: Eukaryota; Metazoa; Cnidaria; Anthozoa; Scleractinia; Pocilloporidae.